CUCUAUGGUUUCUUCCUCUUGAUCACAGAAAGGACAAACCUCGGAAUGGGGCAAGCCUCUUUUAGCAAGUCGGUCUGCCGUCCAACAUCGAUUGUUGAUAGCUAACCAAAUAAAGAACUUGCACCGUAGUGGAGCCCAACUCUUCCAAAUCUUUUUCCAUGGUGCAAAUUUGAUGGUCCCAACAAAGAAAGCCGCAUAAGCCGAUUUGCUGGAGUAAGCACCUGACUGAGUUAAUUUCCAUCUAAACUGAUCAGGUACAUCCUGCUGCAAGGUCAAGCCCUCUACUAGAUCCCAAAUAUGGAAAUAUUCUUCAAAGACUUGGACAGUGCGUGCCCCCUUGAUAUCAGCCACCCACCUCUGAUUAGUUAGAGCCUCAGCAACUGUCCUUCUGUUGAGAGAUCUCUUGGGAAUAGCUUUGACCAAAUUUGGGGCAAGAUCGCUAAUGGUACUUCCAUUCAGCCACCUGUCCUUCCAGAAUAAAAUUGAUUCUCCAUUACCUACAAUACAGUCAACUGCUAGGUGAAACAUUGCUUCUGCACACUGAGGAAUUUGAACAUGAAAACCAGCCCAAGGUCUUGAGGGAUCUGUUUUUUGGGCCCAGAGCCACCGGAUCCUUAGGGCCCAGCCAAGCUUUUCUAAAUUAUGGAUACCCAAUCCACCGUACUCAAGCGGGCGCUGAACCCUUUCCCAUGAAACUAAAAAGUUGCCUCCAUUUGCCUGUUCCUGCCCUUUCCAUAAAAAACCUCUCCUCCUUUUAUCCACUGCCUUGAUUACCCAUUUAGGGAGAUCAAAGGCAAUCAUUAGAUAAAUGGGGGUGGCUGUCAUGACCACCCGCACCAUAAUCAAGCGACCAGCCCUAUUCAUUAGCUGUGCCUUCCAUCCUGGGAGAAGAUCAGCCACUUUAUCAACUACUCUGUUGACAUGCCACAGGAAAUGAAAGCACAAGGUGUACAAGAAGAUCGUUUGGAGCUCCUCAAAGGUGUCAGUGGGUCUUUUAGGCCUGGUGUGCUGACAGCACUGAUGGGCGUCAGUGGUGCAGGAAAAACUACUUUGAUGGAUGUGUUAGCUGGGAGAAAGACAGGCGGGUACAUUGAAGGAGACAUCUGCAUUUCAGGAUACCCAAAGAAACAAGAGACCUUUGCACGUGUAUCAGGAUACUGUGAACAGAAUGAUAUCCACUCGCCACAGGUGACGGUCUAUGAGUCCUUGCUUUUCUCAGCAUGGCUCCGGCUUCCCAAGGAUGUCGAUUCAAACACAAGAAAGAUCUUCAUUGAGGAGGUGAUGGAGCUUGUGGAGCUCAAACCACUGAGAAAUGCUUUGGUUGGACUUCCUGGAGUGAAUGGUCUGUCAACUGAGCAGAGGAAAAGGCUUACCAUUGCUGUGGAACUUGUUGCAAAUCCAUCGAUCAUCUUUAUGGAUGAGCCAACCUCAGGGCUUGAUGCCCGAGCAGCUGCAAUUGUGAUGCGGACGGUGAGGAACACCGUUGAUACUGGUAGAACUGUGGUCUGCACAAUACAUCAGCCUAGCAUUGACAUAUUUGAAGCAUUUGACGAGCUUUUCCUUAUGAAGCGUGGUGGAGAAGAGAUCUAUGCUGGUCCACUUGGACAUCAUUCUUCAGAUCUUAUCAAGUAUUUUGAGGGGAUCCAAGGGGUCAGCAAAAUUAAAGAUGGCUACAAUCCAGCAACAUGGAUGCUGGAAGUGACCACAACUUCUCAGGAACAGAUUCUAGGUGUUGAUUUCAGUGACAUAUACAAGAAAUCUGAACUCUACCAGAGGAACAAGGCGUUGAUAAAGGAAUUAAGCCAUCCGGUGCCAGGUUCAAGUGACCUGCAUUUCGCUAGCACGUACGCACAGUCUUCCAUCACACAAUGUGUGGCUUGCCUGUGGAAACAGAACCUGUCAUACUGGAGGAAUCCUCCUUACAAUACUGUUAGGUUCUUUUUCACUACCAUCAUUGCUCUCCUCCUUGGCACCAUCUUUUGGGACCUAGGUGGCAAAGUGUCUACAUCACAAGAUUUGAUGAAUGCCUUGGGAUCAAUGUACGCUGCAGUGAUUUUCAUCGGGGUCAUGAAUUGUACCUCAGUUCAGCCAGUGGUGGCUGUGGAGCGGACAGUCUUUUACCGUGAAAGAGCUGCUGGCAUGUACUCAGCUUUCCCAUAUGCAUUUGGCCAGGUUGUCAUUGAGCUCCCAUACGCACUGGUUCAGGAUAUUCUAUAUGGUGUCAUAGUGUACGCCAUGAUCGGGUUUGAGUGGACGGCUGCCAAGUUCUUUUGGUACCUCUUCUUUGGGUACUUCACGCUGCUCUACUUCACAUUCUAUGGCAUGAUGGCUGUUGGGCUAACACCUAACUAUCACAUCGCCUCGAUCGUCUCCUCGGCAUUCUAUGCCAUCUGGAACCUCUUCUCUGGGUUCAUCAUCCCCCGACCGAAAACACCGAUCUGGUGGAGGUGGUACUGUUGGAUAUGCCCCGUGGCAUGGACGCUGUACGGGCUGGUGGUGUCACAGUUCGGUGACAUCAUGACAGAGAUGGACGACAACAACAGGACUGUGGUGGUGUCACAGUACGUUGAGGACUACUUCGGCUUCAAGCACAGCUGGUUGGGGUGGGUGGCAGCCGUGGUGGUAGCAUUCGCUGUGCUCUUUGCGGCCCUAUUUGGCUUUGCCAUCAUGAAGUUCAACUUCCAGAAGAGAUAAUGACGAUAGGAGCUGGGAAAAUCACCUCCUGGACAAGGGAUUUUGCAUUCGUUGGGUCGUGCAAGUAAAUUUGACUGUGUAUAUUGGGAGAGUCCGCCAAAUCUAUGGAUUCUUUGAUUAGUUAAAGUUAUACUAGCAGUUAUUGCUGCUUUUUUGGGAGGAUGAUGGCGUAGUAUUUAAAGAAUAUUUCACACACCUACUAGUAAAUUUUGUAAGCUUGUAGCUCCUUGCAAAGGAUUAGUUGAAGGCAAGGAAAUACCUCGUGUGUUGCUGUUGACUUAAAGCAUAUACGUACUAUUUUGAUACGUGUAUAUUUGACUUAAACAUAUACGUACUAUUUUGAUACGUGUACAUCAGUACUAGAAGAUUGCAAGUACAUGAGAAAGAAUCA
This is a messenger RNA of Sorghum bicolor (sorghum), 3085 nucleotides long. RefSeq names its product ABC transporter G family member 36. Gene Ontology annotation, molecular function: ATP hydrolysis activity; ATP binding; ABC-type transporter activity. Gene Ontology annotation, cellular component: membrane. The transcript has 9 exons. NCBI's taxonomy places the organism in Eukaryota, Viridiplantae, Streptophyta, Magnoliopsida, Poales, Poaceae. The record is from RefSeq and is a predicted model, not a curated record. Bases 922 to 2694 code for a protein of 590 amino acids.